AUGUCGGACUUGAGCAAAAGCACCGUUCUUGUCACCGGCGCCGGCGGUAGAACCGGCCAAAUUGUUUACAAGAAGCUCAAGGAGAGGUCGGACCAGUACACUGCUCGAGGCUUUGUGAGAACUCAAGAGAGCAAGGAAAAAAUCGGUGGAGAAGAUGAUGUUUACAUUGGGGACAUAAGGGAUAGUGACACGUUAAUUUCGCCUAUUCAAGGUAUAGAUGCUCUUGUUAUACUCACGAGUGCCGUCCCCAAGAUGAAGCCCGGGUUUGACCCGUCCAAAGGCGGACGACCCGAAUUCUAUUUCGAAGAUGGUGAAUUCCCCGAACAGGUCGACUGGAUUGGGCAAAAGAACCAAAUAGACGCUGCUAAAGCUGCUGGAGUGAAGCAGAUUGUGUUGGUCGGGUCAAUGGGAGGAACAAACCCAAAUCACCCGUUAAAUAGCUUGGGAAAUGGAAAUAUCUUGGUUUGGAAGAGAAAGGCCGAACAAUACUUGGCCGACUCAGGAAUACCAUACACCAUAAUUCGGGCCGGAGGGUUGCAAGAUAAAGAAGGCGGUAUAAGAGAGCUGUUAGCGCUAAAUUCCGAGGAGGCAAAAUUUAAGGCUUUUGAUCUUGCUUCGAAGCCCGAAGGAACCGGGACGCCGACCAAGGACUUUAAGGCUUUGUUUUCCCAAAUCACCACUAAGUUCUGA
Striga hermonthica is the source of this 690-nucleotide messenger RNA. NCBI's taxonomy places the organism in Eukaryota, Viridiplantae, Streptophyta, Magnoliopsida, Lamiales, Orobanchaceae. The record is from the annotation of a GenBank genome assembly.